AGCACCGAAAGGCACGUGUGUUGCUUUAGGGGUGAACUCGACAAAAUGGACCAGUGCUGCCUUCAUCACAUUGAAUUGGGUGUUAAAGAUGGCUCUAAACUGACCCAGAAAUUAACUUCUCAGUAUUCUUUCAAGCUAAUCGCCACCAGAACCUCUGCUGUUGCCAAACAGUGGGUGCUGACGACAGGCCAGGCUAGAUUUCUCCUGACAGAAAUUACAUCCGAUGUCUAUGAAGAAAUAAUCGCUGAUCCGUUUGUCAAUUUGUGGUUUGAUCCGAACAGACUUGGCACGAAUGGGUCGGAAAGAGAGAGAAAUAGCAAGUUGAAUUACGAUUCAGCGUUCGAUGUCGCAAUUCAAGUCCAAGACAUUGAAAAGUGUGUAAAGAAAUUAAUCGACUCCGGAGUGAAAUGUCUCAGGCCGAUUCAAUGUCAUAAGAGCGAUCAAGGAGACGUGAAGACUGCCACUAUCGUAUCAUGCGUUGGGGACGUGAAACACACCCUUGUGCAGAGUAAUGGUUACAGGGGGCUGUUUAUGCCAGGUUUUGCUCCAGUGACGUCUGAUGGGACAGUGAAUACAACUUCAGUUAACGGUUCUCACAAUGUAAACAAUGUACACUUAACCCAUGUUGAUCAUGUGACAUUUGUGUGUGAAAUGGGGACGCUCAGAGAUGUGCUCAGCUGGUAUGAAAAACACUUCGGAAUGGCCAGGUUCACGAUAAACAGAGAUGAGGAUGAGAAGGAGGGCAUGGUGAUCCAGGGGGACAACAUCGGGUUGAGGAUGGUGGCCUUCGAGUACUGGAAGUGUGCCGAGGUGGGUCUGAUCACACCGAGCCGGAACCAGGAUCGGAUUACAUUUGUACUGGCAGAGUCCUUGCCUUGUCAAGGGCCGAGUCAGGUUGACACAUUCCUGCAGCAGCACAACGGCCCCGGGGUGCAGCAUAUAGCUCUACACACACCCGACAUCAUCUCCACCAUUGCUGGGCUCAGACAGAAGGGAGUCAAGUUCGCCGAGCCACCAUCCUGUUAUUAUAUGGAGGAAGGAAAGCUGGAAGAGAUACAGACCAUAGGCUUGAAGCCCGAGCUGCUCCAGUCACAGGGGAUCCUGAUUGACAUGGAGGCUGACGCUGACAAACAGGAGAGUGCAGACACACACAGAUAUCUGAUGCAAAAGUUUACCCUCCCACUGUUCGACCGCGACACUCUGUUCUUAGAAAUCAUCCAGCGAUGUGGAGCGUCAGGGUUCGGUUUCGGAAACAUCAAAGCACUGUGGAGGUCUGUGUCAGCAUACCUGUCCAAGAGCGGCAGUCAGAAUCUCUGAGAUGUGAGCCAGAAUCUGGCGGUGGUAUAAACACCGAACGUUUCCUACCAUCACAGUCAUACACUGGCAUGCAGUGUGUAAUAUCAACCUCAAAAUCAUGGGGCCCUUGUCAUAACCCUAAUGCUAAACAUUAACAUUCUAUCUGAAGAUUAAGUUAUCAUAAUAGAUUAGAUUUUCAUGUUUGUUAUUGUUUUGAUUGGAAAUCUAUUUGAUUCUAUUUAAUUUGUUGGCUAAAAUGGAUGUGGAGUCAUUUUGAUUUUGCUAGACCUGCUCAGAGGUUGAUAUUUGACCAAGACUGCUGCAAAUGACUAAAAGUUCCAAAAUUAAGAGUUUCAAAUUUCAUGUUUACAUAUAUACUGUAUGGUUAUAACUAACGUGAUGGAUUUGUAGAGGUGAUAUGAGUAACAGGGCCAAUAGAGAAGAGGCUUUCAUGUUUAGUUUUACAUUAUUGCUUCAAAUGUAAUGUUAAUAUAAAAAAUUAAAUCUUUUUGAAUUUAGGAAAAUGGGAACUUAAAAAAAUCCCUAGUUUGAACAAAAUAACAAUAGUUCCCCGAUUUGCUUGCCAAGGGCACUUGAUUUGGAAUCCUAGGUAAAUCCCUCUGAUAACUUAAAUAGCCUUGAAUGGCUAUCACGUUAUUACUUUUAUACAGGAACACUGAUGGCCCAGUGGUUUCAGCUGUUUCUGUGUGGAGUUGCAUCCCUUAGGUGUGCCAGAAUCCAAUGAUAACUGUAAUACUAUUCAAAGUAGUGUAAUAACCCAAUUCAAAUAAUUUGUGAGUUAAUAAAGGAUAAAUAUGGUAUUUUUCAUUUGCUUCAGUAUUUGUUAUUGAUUGUAUAAUCAGAACAAUAUCUUUUAAUUCUUUAAUACAGGCUACUCUUGGUAAUAACUUGCUGUGCUUUGCUUGAUAACUUGUUAAGCUCGUUGAUAACAAACAUAUGUUAUUUGGGAAUAUUUUUUCAGCAUAUUGUUUAUACCAGAAUAAUCAGGGCUUGCGGUUGUGAUAAAUAUAACAAUCAUUUUUAAUCAAAAUAUGUGUAUACUGAAAUCUGAAUAUUAUCAACAAUUCACAAUAUCAAACAAGUAAAUUUGGGAAUCAUGCAGAACUUGUUACAUGUUUUGUUAAGAACACAAUCAAGAGAUGUUUCAAUUUGUAUUUCGACUCCAGUGUGUCAUUGUAAAGCAUAAUAGUUUUUCUUAGUGCUAUUUGUACAUUUUGUAUGUAUAUAGACAUUUGCUAUAGACAUUUAAUAAAGGUCAUCACCGAGGGCUACAACAAGGCUUCCAGAUAUAAAUAGUCAUGUGAGAAGACUUAUGUGUCCUUGCACAUGACACUAGAUUUGUCUUUUGAUGAAUAUGGUUAUGUAAACAUGUUUUGUCAUAAAACGGAAUAUUAAAUGUUUUGAAACAGUCAACCCAUUAUGUCUACAAAGCGAAUGUUAAGCCAGCACUGUAGCCACCACUUCGUUUAUCUGUAUGGGGGAAUUCUUCCAUUAUUCAUGGACAUGCUCAACGUUCUUGGUUACUAUGGUUACUGAAGACAUUUUAUGAAAUAGUUUACCUCAUGCACUAAAUUAUUUGGGACAGCAAAAUUAAUGUAUUUGUUUAGUUGGCUGUUUAUUUACAGUUUGUGUACGCAAUUAUUUAUUGCUAAUAAUUAUAGAGAUAACUGGAGCCUCAUAUUGGUAGCCAAUUAAUUGUCUGCUGAACAUGGAAGCCCUCGUUGAUGACCUUUUUUUGGUCUUUUUGCUGUAAUAUAAGUAGUAUGAUUAUACAGGAUGAGUUUGUUCUGUUAUAUUGGAAUCAAUUUCUGUUGAGGUAACCCGAAAUGCAGAAGGGGCCUUGGCAUGUUUCUACAUUAUGUGAUUACAUUUUUUGUUGUUGCAUCGACUGAAUUCAACAGUGCCUAGUAGGGGCACACAUGUAACAAUAUAUCAAAUUAUCAAAUACGCCAACUGGCUUCUCUGCUCUGUUCGAUGAUCAUGUGACAAAGGACACGCUAGAGGACAAAAUGGCUACUGUCAGACGCAUAGUCGGGUGAUCUAGAUACGUAUGUACCAGUAUUUACAUUUGUUAUGCCUCUAUUAAGAAUCUGACAUUUCCAUUGGUUAAUCCGUACCACACGACGAAACAAUAUAUUUCAAUGUAGACCCCCAAAUCAUGUGACUCACACUGACCUGAAAUAUUGACUCGUCACAUGAUCAGUAUUGACCUGUCACUUGAUAAAUAUUGACAAGUCUGGUAUACUACAUUUUACGAUUCGCAGCUAAGUUACUGUAAUGAAACAGCGGACGGUUUUAAGACUUCAUAAACUUUAACGUGAAUUUUGGUAUGAUGAAACGAAUGAUUACUCUUGACAAGGUCAAUAUGCAAAAACAAGGACCCUCAGACCAAACCCCUUGGGUGGUCUGAUUUCGCAUAUUUACCUCGUCAAAGAGUAAUUAUUUGUAUGAUAUCAUGGUGACACCUCGAUAAGAAAACACAGUCUCCAUCCCCCCGAGCACCAGCUACUUGCUGGCAGGCAAUGGGUGUCAAACAGGUAUCAAACAGGUGCAGAUAGAUUACGGUGUCUCAGUCGGGUAGAAUGUCCUGUAUCACGUGAUUAGAAACAGUUAAAGAAAUUAUUAAAUUCAUUACAAUUAAUACCAGAUUAAUCAGAUGGUGGCAUAAACACAAUUGGACCAAUAUGGAUCUUGGAAUAAUUACAUAGUUACAAAGGUAGAGAUGACAACAGAACAGUAUACCCAUUUUACCAGACACUUCAGCAAAAAUAUGUUCUAAACUUUUAAAACUGAUAAUUUAUGAUCCUCCUCCCGAAGCAUGUCGCAGUCACUGACACAGAUUGCCAGGUUUAUUUAUUGUGCCUUUGUACAGCAUGUGUUGAAAUGUGUUGUUCCAUGAGGUGCCUCUGUGUUGACUGUCUUAUGCCAACUGUGAUCAGAAGGAAAUAUCAGACUUGAUUAUUUUAUUAGUUCCACCAUUAAAGUUUUUGUUCACCAGAAGUGUUUAAAAUUUCAAAAUGAACAAAGAAAUAUUUCCAUCAUGUUGACUUUUUUCAUUCAGACAGAGCUGAUUUGGGCAACAUGUAAAGAUAUUUAAAUAGUUCAUAUCAUAUUUAUGAGAAAGUCUAAAAUGAUGUACCUUAAGAGAAAAGCAUGUUAAACGCUUGGUAAGUCAUAUCUUACUGGUCUUGGACAUUGAGACCGAUAAGUAUUGAUUGUGUGGAAGUGUCUAAGUGUGCAAAAUGUUUUUGCAAAUCAGUUGGGUGGGGCUACAAGAUGACCUAGGUUACUCAACAAGCAAAAAACGCAGUUGAGCUUUUUCCCUAUAACACUACAUAUUUUUUUUUUUUUUUUUGAUCAACGGAGAGGUCUGAAUAAAUAAAUCCCUAUAAAAAUUUCAGUAGCGAGUCAGGCUUGGGCCAUUUCAGGGCCCUUAGCCCAAUUGAAAUUUUGCUAGCCACGGGCUAUGGGGCAGGUGGCUAUUUUGCACACUGAGUAACAAUCACUUUGUUUUCCAUGACAGUAGGAACGAGAUACACAGAUUUUGUGGGGUUGUAUUUCUUUGCUAGUCAGAUUUACAUGUUUUUUUCAUGGGAAUAAAUUGUAGAAGGAG
Messenger RNA from Haliotis rufescens (red abalone), 4930 nucleotides. RefSeq names its product 4-hydroxyphenylpyruvate dioxygenase-like protein. Lineage: Eukaryota; Metazoa; Mollusca; Gastropoda; Lepetellida; Haliotidae. The record is from RefSeq and is a predicted model, not a curated record. Gene Ontology annotation, molecular function: 4-hydroxyphenylpyruvate dioxygenase activity. Gene Ontology annotation, biological process: aromatic amino acid metabolic process. Bases 46 to 1317 code for a protein of 423 amino acids. The transcript has 5 exons.